GAGACACGGAGGGAGACAAGAUGGCGGCGGCGGCGUCGCAAGGCGGGAGAAGCGGCGGUGGCGGAGGCAGUAGUGGGGCUGGCGGCGGCCCCAGCUGCGGAACAGGCAGCAGCCGCAGUGGUUUGUUGGAUAAGUGGAAGAUUGAUGAUAAGCCUGUAAAAAUUGAUAAGUGGGAUGGAUCAGCUGUGAAAAAUUCUUUGGAUGAUUCCGCCAAAAAGGUACUCCUGGAAAAAUACAAGUACGUGGAGAACUUUGGUUUAAUUGACGGUCGCCUCACCAUCUGUACCAUCUCCUGCUUCUUUGCCAUAGUGGCUUUGAUUUGGGAUUACAUGCACCCCUUUCCAGAGUCCAAGCCAGUUUUGGCUUUGUGCGUCAUAUCCUAUUUUGUGAUGAUGGGGAUUCUGACCAUUUAUACCUCAUACAAGGAGAAGAGCAUCUUUCUUGUGGCCCACAGAAAAGAUCCUACAGGAAUGGAUCCUGAUGAUAUUUGGCAACUGUCCUCCAGCCUCAAAAGGUUUGAUGACAAAUACACCCUGAAGUUGACCUUCAUCAGUGGGAGGACAAAGCAGCAGCGGGAAGCCGAGUUCACCAAGUCCAUCGCCAAGUUCUUUGAUCACAGCGGGACACUGGUCAUGGAUGCAUAUGAACCUGAAAUAUCCAGGCUCCAUGACAGUCUCGCCACAGAAAGAAAAAUAAAAUAGCCAAUUCUAAAAGCUCUCUUUCUGCUGGAUCAUAUGAGUUACUGGUGGGUAGGGAAGAAACAGAAAGCUUAAACUUGGUCGAGUAUGAAAUGUUCAAAAAUGCCCGUUUAGUCCACUCUGGAUAAAUAGAAUUUCCUAGCACAGAUAUGCAAAGUUGUAUCUUUGACCACUAGCUGUAGCCUCCUUGGUCUGCUGGGUGGGUUUUUUGUUGUUGUUACUGUUUUUCCUUUAGAAGCAUUUUUUGUGAAAGCCAAGCAUACUUUUCCUUUGUACUUAAUAGUACUUUAUUUAGUAUAGCUUUGUGCCAUGCAGCGUUUGAACGCUCAGUUCUUAAGAACCGCUAACCUUGCUGGGCGGUGGUGUUCACCUACAAUCCAGCACUUGGAAGGUUGAGGAAGGGGGGUCCUGGACUGUAGAGCCAGGCCUUAUCUUGGGGAGUGGGUGUUGUUAACUUGUUGCUGACUUUGUGUUAAUCCCUGCCUCAGCAACUCUUUCCUUCCAUCCAGGAUACAACUUCUCAUGUAUGAGAGCUUUCCUUUACACACCAUUUUUGUGGGUGUGUAUAUAUAUUUGACUUGGGGAGAAUUAUUUUAAAAAAAAUACGAACUAGCUUUUUGUUUAAAAUCGACCUGCCUAUUACAUUUUGUGCUCUUAACCAAUUAAAGAAGCCAGUGGCAUUUUUAGUUUUAUAUGCUCUAUGUUUUCCACUAGUAUGUUCCUAUUGAUUUGUUUGUGCCCUUUAUUAACUGCCAUUUUCUAAAAUUUUUUUCAAUAAAUGAAAGAAGAUGUGAAAACGUGGAGUCCUAGUCUUGAAAGAAGGAACAGCGCAGCAAGUGCUUUACUGCUUGUGAUGGAGUCCCUUCUAGGCUGGUGAGAACCUGGAGCCAGGGCUGCUUAGUUCUAGGGAUAGCAGCGACACUCAGCGCUGGUUUUGUGCUCUGGGCACUUUAUAUGCAUUGACUUGCGGAUGCCCACAGUUGUUCUCAGUGGCAGCUACUGUUCCUUACUUUACACAGGAGGAAGCCAAGACAUAAAAGUUAACAGUUUGCCACACAGAUGCUUCUAGAAUGGGAACUUAAAUCUUAGUAACCUGGCUCCAGAGGUUAUGCUCCUUCAGAAACAAAACAACAGUACUUUUUUUUCCUCCAGCAUUUUCUCAACCUGGUCAGAGAACUGGGCGCUUGACCAAGUCUUGUGACUCUUAGGAAUAUUGUACCUCUAGACAUUCAGGAGUAUAAUUCUAACUAAAUCUAGUGCCUAAAACUAUAUUCACUUUAUGAGAAAACACCUGGAGAGCACUGGGAAUGUUGUCCUGUCUAGCACUACCCAGUGGAGAGUGUGAGACAAGACUGGCCAGAUGUUGAAGCCUUGGAUUCUCUACUAUACUCUUUCCUAUAAAAGCCUUUGGUAAGUCAGAGUUCCUUGAGCUUCCAAUCUGCCCCUGCCCCCUCUUGUAAAAGUAAUAAUGCAGGGCCUGAGAAGGUGGCUCAUUUAAUAAAGUGCUUGCCAUGCAAGCAUAAGAGCCUGAGUUUGGCCCCAGAAUCCAUGUAAAAAGAAGCCAGAUGUGGUGGUACAUUUGUAAUCCCAGUAAAACGUUCAAAUAAACCCACUUAGGGACUUGGACUGCAGGGAUCUUACAGUUUCCCCUUGCCUCAAGCCAGUUUAAGCAGUUUAGAUGUAUUGAGGAAGCAGUUAGCAGCCCAGCCGAUUGGGGCACUGCCACCACCCUUGCACUGGUGGCAUUCAUCGUGUAUAAUUGUCAGUCACAUGAACCAGAAACACUCUGCAGACUCCAGCUUCAUGACCGGCACUUGGUGAGACUGCAGAGUGUCUCCUGAGAGUUGGAAUGGUGGUUCACUGCAGCCUGUUUGGGCUGCUGCUGGGCUGCUGCUGACCCUCUGGAUCUGCGGCGCCCUUCCUCCUGGAAACCCCAGAGCCUAUCACAUCCUCCUGUUUUUCAGCUCUUCUCCUGCCUCCGUGAACUUAAAUUUCAAGCAGAAAGAACCACUAAAGAGAGGAAAGGCCAUUAUUUGCAAAUUUCUGCAAUUUAUUGUUUGUAAUGCUUUCAUAUAUAUCUCAGAGACAACACUUUUUGCUUUAGAACUUCAGGGAAUGGAAGGAGUUGUGAAACCUCUCUCUGAUUCACUCAGCCUGCGAAGACCUCUUUCACUAACUGCUUUUGUCUACUCUUACUGAUCUGACUGUGCCUAAGCCUUGUCUCCACAACAGACACCACAGGACAAGCCGCUACAGUCACGCUGAUUUUUAUAGAGUAUACCCGCCCUCGCUGACCACAUCCUCUGUUAUUAAAUAGAACAGUCUGAACGCAGCUAAGGGUGCACAUGCUUAGGUCUCUUCUGAUGUCUAUACCACUUUAAGAAUCAACAAAGAUUGUAAACCUGAUUAUAAAGCUGGAUGUGGUGAUGCACAUCUGAAAUCCCAGGCUAGGGAGACAAAGGGAGGAAGAUGGCUAUGGAUGAGGCCAGCCUAGUCUACCUACCUAGCACAUUACAGCUCAACCAGGGCUAUGUGGUGAGACUGUCUCCAAUAAAAUCCUUGGACCUGUUA
Messenger RNA from Peromyscus californicus insignis, 3269 nucleotides. RefSeq names its product signal peptidase complex subunit 2 (gene Spcs2). Gene Ontology annotation, biological process: protein targeting to ER. The transcript is spliced from 5 exons. The record is from RefSeq and is a predicted model, not a curated record. Bases 21 to 701 code for a protein of 226 amino acids. NCBI's taxonomy places the organism in Eukaryota, Metazoa, Chordata, Mammalia, Rodentia, Cricetidae. Gene Ontology annotation, cellular component: membrane; signal peptidase complex.